GCAGGUUGAGUUUGUUGGAACUUCAACUUCUAUGAUCGGCGGACGCGGACGCGUAUUUCUGCACGUUGGAGGCUGACCAAAGGCGGCAUGGAGGAGCCGCUGGUGCCGAGGGCUUCCGGGGGCCGCGAGGUGCCCCAAGGAACAGGUCUCAUGUCGGCGCGAGCGCUGCUUUUCCUCAUUCUCUGGUACAUCUUCAGCGGAUGCACCUUAUUCCUGAACAAAUAUAUUCUGACGUACCUAAAGGGCGACCCCACGAUACUGGGAACCUUUCAAAUGCUGAUGACAGCAUUUUGCGGUCUUGUUCAGAUGUACAUUCCCUGCGGAAUGUACAAGCCAACGCAAAGAAUGACCAGGCCACCUGGCUUUUAUAAGCACAUGCUGCUCGUGGGGUGCACCAGAUUCAUGACUGUGAUUCUGGGUCUGGUGGCGCUCAACUACGUAGCAGUGAGUUUUACUGAGACCAUUAAAAGCUCUGCACCAAUGUUCACCGUCAUUAUUUCGAGGCUGCUGCUAGGCGAGCGCACGGGUCUGUACGUGAACCUGUCUCUAAUCCCUGUGAUGACCGGUCUGGCCCUGUGUUCAGCGACAGAGUUGAGUUUCAACAUGAAGGGCUUUCUCGCAGCAAUGGCCACAAACCUUACCGAAUGUUUGCAAAAUGUGUAUUCUAAGAUGCUUAUCAGCGGGGACCAGUUUAAGUAUACUCCAGCCGAGCUGCAGUUUUACACAAGCAUGGCCUCCGUGGUUGUCCAAAUUCCGGCCUCGCUGCUAUUUGUUGACAUUGUAUCAGUGUCCCAUGAAACGGACAACACUCUUCUUUCCCUCUUCCUGCUCAACGGGCUGUUUUUUCACUUUCAGAGCAUCACUGCCUAUGUGCUAAUGGACUAUAUCAGUCCCGUCACACACAGUGUGGCAAAUACUGCAAAGAGAGCUUUCCUGAUCUGGCUGUCUGUGAUUCUGUUCGGAAAUCCUGUGACCGUGCUCAGUGCUCUGGGCACAUGCACGGUCAUGGCGGGGGUGCUGCUGUACAACAGGGCCGUCCACGCCGACUCUACGCGGUACAAAGUGGCAGACAGAUAAUCAAUCCUAGCUGGUCGCACCAGCCAAGAUCAUUCCACCAUUAAUUUCCUCGUUGAGUGCGCUAUUUAUUUCAUUACAUACUUUAUUGUUGCUCAUGGGUGCUCUUUUUCAAGACGUCAGAAGCAAUCAAAAUACAACCUUAAGCAGCAAUUAAGAAGCCCACCUUGUCAUGCAUGGUAGGGUUGACCCUUGCCAUUGUUGGAGCACAAUUAAUUACCAUGUUGUUGUUGUUGUUGUUUAUAUGUAGGUUUCUUAAGUUGUAAGAUUAUGUAUUUUCCUUAAACGCAUUUCCACUAUGUUUGGUUAAAAAAGCGAGUGUUUGUCUCUUUCUGGAGCCAGUUUGAUAAUUUUUCAUGCAUAUUUUAAUAAAUAGACAAAUGUUUACAAAUAUCACUUUUAAAUAUUCUUA
This is a messenger RNA of Cloeon dipterum, 1486 nucleotides long. Its product is annotated as solute carrier family 35 member E2A-like. Lineage: Eukaryota; Metazoa; Arthropoda; Insecta; Ephemeroptera; Baetidae. The record is from RefSeq and is a predicted model, not a curated record. Gene Ontology annotation, cellular component: Golgi apparatus. The coding region runs from base 88 to 1077 and encodes 329 amino acids. Gene Ontology annotation, molecular function: antiporter activity. The transcript has 7 exons.